Didymodactylos carnosus is the source of this 645-nucleotide messenger RNA. The record is from the annotation of a GenBank genome assembly. Lineage: Eukaryota; Metazoa; Rotifera; Eurotatoria; Philodinida; Philodinidae.
AUGUCGACAAAUCCAACAAUCAGUACAAAACGACAUCACUAUCAACAACAACUAUCCACUACACAAUCAUUAACUAGUAGUUUUAAUGAACGAGAUAUAUUAAACACUACACAAAACGAAAAUUCUAUACAAAAUUUAACGGGUACAUUGGUAACUUUAAUAUUUCAUGUGCCACUUACUUCACAAGAUAAUCAACAGUUAUUAUUAAAUAGUUAUGCAUCUUGUCGUCGACUACUCAAUUGGGUGAAGGAAAAAGUCGUUGUUGCUCCAGAUGAUAAAUCACAUAAUAUGAUUUUAGAAAUGAUUGACUUCAUGGAUAAUGAUGGUAAACUCAAAGAAUUAAAUACUCAUUCGGAAGAAUAUGCUACACACUAUUUAGUGCCAAGAAGUACAUAUUAUGUUUUAAAAAUCGAAGUGGACAAUGCUAGUGGUGAAAAGCGGUACACGGCAAUUUUUAAUUUUGACCAACUUGAUCAAAAACUUUGCACAGUUUUAACAAACUCUCUCAAUACAUUGAAUAGUGGAAAAUCAUUUGUUCCGUCUAAAAAACGUCCACCUCGAUUGAAUACAUCAGCACAAUCGACUACCAAUGCUACGAAUCAAACACGAACAAAACGGGGUCCAACUAAAAAGCAAACGUCUUGA